Molecule: messenger RNA, 2007 nt
Organism: Ectocarpus sp. CCAP 1310/34
Lineage: Eukaryota; Phaeophyceae; Ectocarpales; Ectocarpaceae
Source: the annotation of a GenBank genome assembly
CAACCCACAAGGAGAGGUGUGAGCGUCUGGCGUAGCAGUUCGUAAGAGUACACAGCUAGUGCGACCGAGUCGUUGAUUCCGAAUCCUUGGUUCUGGAAGUUGCGCGUGAGUAUCGUCUUUGAGCGGAGAAGUCGAAACCUGCGGUAGCCGAGCGCCUCAGAGCUCUCAAACAGCGGUGGCCUUCCGGAGCGAGAGAGAGGCAGGCAGAGGAGAGCCAACUGAGAGGGAAGCAUGGCGGAGAAGUUGCUGCAAAAUGUGUCCCGGCUAGGUGGCGUGGUGGCGAUAGCGGCGGCGACGGAGAUGUGCCUCUUCAACGUGGACGGCGGGCAGCGGGCAGUCAUCUUCGACAGAUUUCAGGGAGUCAAAGAGGCGGUCGUAGGGGAGGGGACGCACUUCAUGAUCCCCAUCGUGCAGAAACCCAUCAUCAUCGACGUGCGUGCCAGGCCGCGCACGAUCAACUCUAUCACCGGGACGAAGGACUUGCAGAUGGCCAACAUCUCUCUGAGGGUACUGUCUCGGCCGUUGGAGUCGGAGCUGCCCCGCAUCUACCAGGAGCUGGGGACUGACUUCGACGACAGAGUCUUGCCGUCGCUGGGAAAUGAGGUGCUCAAGGCAGUCGUGGCCAAGUACAACGCCGAAGAGCUGCUGAGCAAGCGUGAGUCGGUCAGCACCCGCAUCCGGGACGAGCUGACCCACCGCGCCAAGCAGUUCCACCUCAUCAUGGACGACGUGUCCAUCACCCACCUCACCUUCGGCCACGAGUUCACGAAGGCCAUCGAGAACAAGCAGGUGGCGCAACAAGAGGCCGAGCGGCAGGUGUAUGUGGUGGCGCUGUCCGACCAGGAGAGGCUGGCGGCCAUCAUCCGCGCGGAGGGAGAGGCGGAGGCCGCCGAGCUGAUCUCGGCCGCCCUGAAGGAGAGCGGCAUCGGGCUCAUCGAGGUGCGGCGCAUCGACACCGCCAAGGAGAUCGCCCUCACCCUCGCCACCUCGCGAAACAUCACCUACCUGCCAACAGGGGGCGGGUCUAACAUGCUGCUGGGUCUCAACACUGCUUGAGAAAGGGCAAGGUAGUGGUGAUAGUAGUAGAUGCCUCGCAUGAUGCUAGCCGGAAGGUGGUGCCUGCUGCUGCUGGUGUUUUUUUCCCGCUGUGCAGGGUUGAUCAAUAAGAGGUGCGCGUUUUUUUGUUUUGCGGAGGAGGGCGGGAAUGCUGUGCCCGCGCCAUUUUGUGUAUUGUGCUGCCGUGCGAGGGAAGAUGAUCGGCAGCGGAUGGGAUUCGGAGAGCGUCACUUGUUUUCAGCGGUAGGGGGUAGUUUGGACUAAUGAGAUAGGGAGAGCAAGUCUCGUGGCUUUGGUCAAGCGACGAACGACCUUGUAAUGGGGGGAUUUGCCGUGCAGCGUACCAAUCACGGUUGGUUACCGUAUUAAUCGUGUUCUGCGUGAUGCCUUAGUGCAGGCCGGGGCGUCCCUUGCUAUGAUACUUCUUCUAGUGUUCUUGCGGCCCACCUAUCCAGAUGCACUUGGCGUUGUGACAUGCCCCCAGCAAAACACGCUGUGGCAGUAGCUGCAGCAGUCGAAGAACCGGCAACGACAUGUUGCGGCGUCACGUGGGAGCUGUUAAGAGGGCCCUCGCAGGCGCACGCGUCCGUUGCCGCAUUCAAUGUAGAGCAGCUUCGUGAGGUGCUCUCUCGGCAUCUGCAAGGUGUUGGAAGCUUGCGGGGAAAAAUUGUCGAAUCAAGGCACGUGUACACGUGCGAGAAUAUGGAUAUCUUUUCUGCCGCCGAGGACCGAAGGUCGUUCCUGCAGGUUCCCGACAAGAUGAUGUCGCCUCGUUGGUGGAUACCAUCACUUGUUGGUGGCGCCUCUCCUGCAGGGCCGAGAGGAGUUGGGUCCAGCAACACUGGCACCGCAAAACCGCUGGGCGCUCUCAUGGUAUCGAGCUGAAGAGGGCUGGUUUCCGCCAACGAGAUGAGUGGGUUGCUGGUUGUCGAGAGGGAAGGGUGCGCCAAG